AAUGAUACAUUUAUUAACAGCAUCAUAAGGGCUGAACCCGGUCGUAUUAAACAGCUGAACCCCCACCGUUUUCAGUGAUUAAUUGAUAGUUUCCUAGAAAUGUUUUGGUUGUAAUUUAACCCCAUUAAGAAUGAAGAGUUUAGACAGCGAUUCUCCUCCAGCCAAUGGAUCAGCGACGUUCACAUCGAGCCUAUCACGACAUGCUGCCAAAGACUGCGUCUUGAUUGGCUCUUUGAGAAUAGCGCUGUCCCAUUGGCUCUUCCAGAUUUGCUGCGCGGAUCUUACAGGAGGUGUCCAGGGUUGAAAGGCAGAGAAGUGCUCAUCACAUCUUAGUGUGACAGAUGACAGUGUGUAUGUGUGAUGUGCAUGGAGAGCUUUGAUUAAAGUGACGUAUUUCACUCUGGAGCAGUGCUUUCUAAUCUCAUCAGCAUAGUUCUGUGGAAGAGGAGAAGAUACUAUAGUUUUACUGCUAAAGAAGUGUGUUUUACCACGCGACGCGUAUUCAACAUGACGGAUCAUUCUGGCACGGAGUUUGAAAUAGACGUAGAGGGCCUGGAGACCGAGAGCGACGACCAAGAGGUGUUUACAUCCACCGGUGAAGACUCGGGGAGCAAAAAUGAAGACAAACCCAGCAGCAUUAACCUGACUUCUGGAGACCAGCGCAAACUGAGCCGCACACCGAAGUGCGCCCGGUGUCGGAACCACGGCGUCGUGUCUUGCCUGAAGGGACACAAGAGAUUCUGCCGAUGGAGAGACUGUCAGUGCGCGAACUGCCUGCUGGUGGUGGAGAGACAGCGAGUCAUGGCUGCACAAGUAGCACUGCGAAGACAACAAGCCACAGAGGUGAAAGAAGGGAUUUCUGGAAAACAUAUACCGGUGGAAAGACGAACUAUCUAUCAAAGACACAUCCGUCCAUCCACUAUGCUGGCUAAAAGUAUUUUAGAAGGAUACCGUCCAGUCCAGACUGACACAUUUCUGGGUGCCAAUGCUGCUCUGCCCCCUCCACUGAGUGACCGUAUGAGAAAGAGAAGAGCCUUUGCUGACAAGGAGCUGGAGACCAUCAUGCUAGAGCGAGAGUAUAAAGAACGGGAGCUUCUCGAGUCCAGCCAGUCGUCCUCCGCUUCUCUCUUCCUUCCAGGCAGCAUGGUCCAUGCUGCUGAGUAUAAUUCCUACAAGACAGCCUUCUCGUCCUCUUCAGCCCCUUCCACGGUUGAACCCAAUCCCAAGGAUCUCUGUAGCUUCCUCCCCGGCUGUCUGGACCUCUCCCUGCAGUAUGCUGCCUCAGGCGGGACGACUGCAAACGUGGAGCUCAUCUCUUCUAAUGUGAGCGUAGCCACCACUUAUCGCCAGUACCCGCUCUCACCACGCUUCGUGAUGUGGCCGCGGGGCAGCAGCAAUAUAAGCGAUGCCUUGUUAUACCAGCAGUGUCUCCUUAAUGCCACGGCGGUCCAGAACAUGAAACCUGGAGCAGUUUGGGACCCAAAAAUGAUGACCUCCACCGAGAGCCACCCGCCAGAGCAAGAGGGUGCAUCGUCCAGGGUUGAGGGAUCUCGAGUGGCCCCAGAGCGGUGUGACCACCAGCCAGGGCCUCGGGAAGCACAGACAGGACUUGGCCAGAACGGAAGUGCCCGCUCUGCCUUUUCGCCUCCUAAGAGGGCGUACGGACAAGCUUUUUCAAAUGUACCUUUACAGACAGGGAACCACGAGCAUGUGUACAACAACAUGAGCAAGGACAAUGCCAAGCACUCUCUGUCCAUGAAGCUAAACUCUUUUCAUUCCCUAAUACAGCAGAAAUUAAAUGAAAAAAAUCCAGAAGUGAAUGGGCCGUACUGUAAGGAACUGCUGGUGGAAGCAGCCAAAAAGUUUAAAGAGGGAACAGUCGGAAUCAAAAACUCUGCAGUAAAGGACUUUGUAGCAAAGCCACGGAGCGGCAAAGUUUCCACAGGAGAGUCUCUGUCAUUCUCAGUGGAGGCCAUAUUAAAGAGACCGUCGCUUUCUUUAAAUCGGACAUCCCAGUAAGACUUGUUGAAUAAUAAUAAUCUCAAAUAUACAUUCUAACUUUGGUACAAUUGUAUAUUUAUUUACAUACGUAUAUGGAAAUUUAUAAAAGAGAGCGAUCAAGAAUUUGGAAGCAAGCAAAUGAGCUUCAAGCAGCAAUUGAAACAAAACAUGCUGUUUUUUCUUUCUGUAUAUUUAAAAAUGUACAUAUUUUAGACAUGCAUGUCAUGCAUUAUCAUACGUCAUAAUGUGUAGAGUAUUUAAGUGUAAAUGUUAAUUUUGCUACU
This is a messenger RNA of Triplophysa dalaica, 2285 nucleotides long. It is a transcript of the gene dmrt2a, whose product is annotated as doublesex and mab-3 related transcription factor 2a. The record is from RefSeq and is a predicted model, not a curated record. Gene Ontology annotation, biological process: sex differentiation; regulation of transcription by RNA polymerase II. The coding region runs from base 508 to 2019 and encodes 503 amino acids. Gene Ontology annotation, molecular function: DNA-binding transcription factor activity, RNA polymerase II-specific; RNA polymerase II cis-regulatory region sequence-specific DNA binding. The transcript is spliced from 4 exons. Gene Ontology annotation, cellular component: nucleus. NCBI's taxonomy places the organism in Eukaryota, Metazoa, Chordata, Actinopteri, Cypriniformes, Nemacheilidae.